Messenger RNA from Emiliania huxleyi CCMP1516, 744 nucleotides. RefSeq lists its product as hypothetical. The transcript is spliced from 4 exons. The record is from RefSeq and is a predicted model, not a curated record. Lineage: Eukaryota; Haptophyta; Isochrysidales; Noelaerhabdaceae. The annotation marks the transcript as partial. Gene Ontology annotation, molecular function: ribosomal large subunit binding. Gene Ontology annotation, cellular component: nucleus; cytoplasm. Gene Ontology annotation, biological process: ribosomal large subunit export from nucleus.
GCCACCCUGGACGAAGAUCGCGGCACGCUCCCUACCUUGGCCCAGGCCACAACCAUGGCCAUGAUCCUGGACCAGCCACACAAGAUCCUCUGCUGCCAGUGCGCCGUCGUGAUCGAGCCGAACGCGGUCAAUAUGUGCGUCAACUGUCUCCAGGAGCGCUACGACAUCGGCGCAGGAGUAUCGAAGCAGGUCCAGCAAAACACGUGCCGCGGCUGCAACCGGUUCGAGCGGCGGGACGGCAGCUGGGCGGAGGUGGACAUGGAGUCCAAGGAGCUCCUCGCGCUGCUGCUCAAGAAGCCGCGCGGGCUGACGCAGGUCCGGCUCAUCGACGCCUCGUAUGUUUGGACCGAGCCUCACUCGCGUCGCAUCAAGCUCAAGCUGACGGUGCAGCAGGAGGUGGUGGCGGGCGCGGUGCUGCAGCAGUCCUUCGUGGUGGAGUACGUCCUCGGCAACAAGCAGUGCGGCACCUGCCAGCGGCGAGAGGCCAAGGACACGUGGGUCGCCGUCUGCCAGGUUCGGCAAAAGGUGGAGCACAAGCGGACGUUCUUCUGGAUCGAGCAGCUCAUCCUCAAGCACCGCGCGCACACGGACGCGAUCAACAUCGUCGAGCGGCGCGACGGGCUCGACUUCUUCUACGAGGCGCGCUCGCACGCCGAGAAGAUGACCUCCUUCCUGCAGGGCGUCGCGCCGACCCGGUACAAGAACGGGGAAGGGGCGGUACAAGUGGAGCUGCUGCCAAUCUGC